This is a messenger RNA of Haplochromis burtoni (Burton's mouthbrooder), 5371 nucleotides long. Its product is annotated as endonuclease domain-containing 1 protein. Gene Ontology annotation, molecular function: metal ion binding; hydrolase activity; nucleic acid binding. Lineage: Eukaryota; Metazoa; Chordata; Actinopteri; Cichliformes; Cichlidae. The transcript is spliced from 2 exons. The record is from RefSeq and is a predicted model, not a curated record. Bases 2711 to 3637 code for a protein of 308 amino acids.
ACUUCAACACAAUAACUCAGAUAGGGUAGAAACAAUGAAAAAUAUAUUAUUCUCAUUGUCUUGUAAUCUAAUAUAUCUUACAUUACCCAGGAAAUAAAUAUCUUUAGCCAACUUCUUUUAACAUGUUCAAUAUGAGGUUUCCAUGUUAACUUGUCAUCCACUAUUACACCCAGAAAACGGAAUUCUGUCACUCUUUCAAUUAAUACUCCCUCUAUAGAUAAUACUAUCUCUUCCUCCUUUACACGGUUUCCGAAUAUCAUAAACUUUGUUUUUUCCAAAUUCGGCGAUAACUUAUUUACAUCAAACCAUUUUGUUUAUUUUUUUCAUUUCAGUAACCAUAAUUUUAGCCAAUUCUUUCAAGUUUUUUCCGGAACAAUAAAAAUUUGAAUCGUCUGCAAACAAAACAAAAUGUAACAUUUUUGACACAUCACAAAUGUCAUUUAUAUAUAAAUUAAAAGGUUUUGGUCCUAAAACAGAACCUUGAGGGACCCCACAUUCUAUUUUCAUUCUAUCAGAUGAAUUGCCUUAACACUGCACAUACUGAAACCUAUUAUCUAAAUAACUGCUUAGUUCAAUACUAUUCCUCUCACACCAUACGUACUUAACUUAGAAAUCAAGAUGGAGUGUUGCAGAGUGUCAAAAGCUUUUCUUAAAUCAAUGAAUACCCCUACAGUAUAUUUAUUAUGAUGUGUUGCUGAUGAAAUGUCUUCGAUAGUAUUCAUUAAUGCUUUUGCUGUUGAUCUGUUCCAUCGAAAUCCGUACUGACUUUCGCUUAACAGUUGAUGUUUUUCAAUGAAACUAUCAAAUCUUUGUCCAAAGAGUUUUUCAAGCACUUUAGAAAACUGUGAUAGCAAUGAUACUGGUCUAUAAUUAUUAAAACUAUGUCUGUCUCCUGAUUUAUAAAGGGGGAUAACUUUUGCCACUUUCAUUCGGUCAGGAAAUACACCCGUAUAAAAUGAGAGAUUAAAAAUAUAACAGAGAGGUUUGAUUAUACAAUCCAAGGUCUUUUUUACGAUGACCAUGUCUAACCCAUCACAGUCAGUGGAUGUCUUGUUUUUAGAUUUUGCUACAAUAGCUAUGAUUUCUUUUUCAGGGAUUUCCCCUAAAAACAUAGACUGUACCACUCUGCUAUCUCCUUUCCAUUCGUUAUUUCAUCUGAAUCAUCCUGUUUUCUAAUUAAGUUUGCCAGGUUAGGCCCAAUAUUUACAAAAAAAGAAUUAAAGCCAUUUACCACUUCAUUCUUAUCACGUACGACCUUAUUUUUCUUAUUAAAGUAAGUAGGUAAAUUUAAAGAUGUAUUAUUAUUACCCAAUAAGUUUUUUAAGAUAUUCCACGUACCCUUAACAUUAUUUUUGUUUUUGUAAAAUAAUUUAUUAUAAUACUCUUUCUUAGCCUUUCUGAUAAUUAAUACUAACUUAUUUUUAUAAACUUUAUAUUUCAUUUCAGCAGGCUUUGUUCUAAGUUUUAUAUAAUCUCUAUACAAUUUAUUUUUCUUUUUACAUGCAUUUUCUAGUCCUUUUGUUAUCCAUGGUUUACCAGUAGUUUUCUUUUUCUUUUGCUUAUAUAAUACCAGUGGACAGUGAUUUUCAUACAAAACCAAAUAAGUAUUUAAGAAUGCCUCGUAUGCAGCAUUAACGUCAUUUACAUAAACCUCAUUCCAAUCUUCUUUCAUAAGAUCUUGCCUGAACUCAUUUAUUGCAUCAUCAUUUCUAAUUCUUAUAUAUCUGUCCACACACACUUCCUCCUUUUGUGUCAUUUUAUAAUCUAAAGUAACAAAAACAGGUAAAUGAUCACUUAUGCCAUUUAUGACAAGACCACUUAUAAUGUUGCUUUCCAAGCAUUAAGCACAUUCCUUUCUGGAUCGAUAUUAUUUUCAAAAUCAUGUAAUUUGUAAUCCGAAUCUUCAGUCAUUGUGAUUGAGUAUUCUUUAAAUGUCUGUUAUCCUUAUGACAUAUACAAGUAUUUUACAACAUAUUUUGAAAAACCACUCAUAGCUAUACAGUUCUUUCUGAUCCAUACAUAACUGCGGCUCAGAUCUAUAUCUCGUCUUCGCGCAUAAUUGUAACACCGUCGGUCCCAGUUCCAUAUCCACCUGCAGCUUCACAGUAAUACUCUUCCAGUCUACUGUCUCAUACCUUGCCAUUUUCCCCCUCCUACAGUCGGAAAUAGUGUCUUUCAUUGAAUAAGUUUGGCUAGUUGUUAGCAAACACAUCAUAACAGACCUUCUGCCGUCCGACCGCAACAGUGUCAUCAUCCCCUGUAGUUUUUAAGAAUGUGGUCAUGAUAAAAAUAAUAUCUUAUACUGGUUUAUGUUUUACAAACUUUUCACAGUAAAGAGAGGAGCUGGUUGACCUUGGAUUAACUCUAAAAGCUGUUAUUAACAUCUUAAAAACAAAAGCUAUCAGAUUCUCUCUCUGUGAUAAAAUGAAUUCACUUCAAUGACACUGGAAUCCUAGAAUAGACACUUGGACAUAAACUUAGCUAAUAAUUUGAAACCUUCAUCCUAAGAACCAACAGUCACACAGGUGACACCGCUCCUUUACACAUUGAGGGAAGUUUCUAUUAAAGUUUGAACAUUGACUCUCCCACAGUUUUCCUGACUGUAAAAAUAGGUCCGGACUCUUAUGGGUUAUUAUGCAUGUAUAUGUAUAUAUCAGGGAACGAGGAAGUUUGUUUAAUGUAAUAUCUGUCUUUGUUUUACUCUGACCUGAUGACACAGGGCUCACUGAUGAUAUCAUUGAUGAUGCAGCACCUCCUGCCUCUCGCUACUCUGCUCCUUCUGUCCAUCGUUCCCACUGAAACUGAAGUGGUGGCAUCAGUGGCACAAUGUAAUGAGUUUUUUCUUGCGCAAACUCCACCAAACAUCCCAGACAUUUUGGAGGAAGGGAACAUCAAGGACCAGAACAGAUACAAAGUGAUUUGCCAGACUUUGAGAGACAUCAGGAGGUUUGUGACGCUGUACGACACCCAAAACAGGAUUCCAGUUUUUUCUGCUGCAGAGUACAGAGGUGGAAGCGAGGGAAAAAGAAGUUUUUGGAAGAUUGAACCACAGCUUGAAAACAUAAAUGACAAUGACAAUAUGAUACCAGCAGACAAGAAAAUCACCUACGACCACCAGGCUGGAAUUAAUGAUUACGCCAAACAGACAGAGUUUGAGAAAGGGCAUUUAUUUCCAAGCUCUUAUAGAUCUGAUGAAGUUGACAAAAGAUCUACCUUUACCCUGACUAAUGCUGUUCCACAAAGAAAACUAUUUAACAAUGGUAGGUGGAGCAGCAUGGAGAGAUGUGUUAAAUGCAUUUUGGAUAAAUACUGCAUUAACAACAAUAACCAAGUAGAAGACUUUGUAGUGAUUGGAGCAAAGCCCAGCAACGAAAAACCACUCAAAGAAAGGAUAAAUAUUCCUUCAGUGCUGUGGUCGGCGUUCUGCUGUUACAGUCACAGUCAGAACAAAUGGCUGGCAAGUGCACACUGGGGCAACAACACAGAUCUUGGCCCGACAUAUCUGCAGACCAAGACCUUGGGAGAACUCCUCACAGAGCUGGGAAUUGAAGCAUUUCCUGGAAAAGAAUGUCCUAAAGACGAAAGUGUCACUCAGCUUUACUCACAACCUGCGUGUAAAUCCCAUUGCCGACAAUAAUGGAACAGAAAGAAGAGUACAUCUACUCGUCCUACAACCACCCCCACCCCUUCAGUCUUCUUCUUCCACAUCUAAUUCACCAAUCCCUCCCAGCACCACAUCUUUCUCAUCACCUGGAACAUCUGUCCCACUUUCCCGCACAGUUCCAAAUUACAGUACCACAUCUGGCAAUCCAACAACUGUCCCUCUGGGUACUACAACCAGUGUCUACUGCUGCAACUGUCCAGAUUUCUAGCACAUUUCUCAAAAAGUUUCGAGUAAAUGAGAGUGAUGAGAUUCCUCAUAAGGGUAGUGUCUUGAAGAACAUCAGAAGCAUUAUUGUGAAAUGGAAGGGCAUCAUCAGUUUUUCUCAGGUUUAUUGAUCAUUUCAUGCUGAUGUUUUCUUACUAGAGUCUCUCUAAACAUUGUUCUCUAACAGACAGGUACCAUAGACCACAACACAAUGCAAAUAUUGUUGGUGCUUCAUGAAGGAAGCCUGCAAUCCAAACUUUUGGCUGAAUAAACAACAUCAACAUUACAAUUUUCCUAAAUCGAGUAGAGAAGUUAAAAAUAAAACAAGUUGGAUUAUAUCUUUGUAGCAAAGAUAUAUAUAUAAAACAUUUAUUAUGCAUAAAGGGAAACUAAGCAUGGUUUUAACAUAAGCAGUUAUAUUACAUUUUAAUCAUAAAUGUCUGAUUUAAACCACAUUUAUUUAUCAUUUAUGCCUGAGAUGAUAAUGAAGUACAAGCUACAGAUGUGAUUUAAGGAAAUAAUAAUGUUUUUGUUUCGGGGUUCUUAUAAAGUUGUGGUUCCUGCUUUGUAAUCUCCAUGUUUAUUCUUUCUUGCGUUUAUAAUGAUCAUAUUUUCCUAUUUCCUAUAGUUUUGCUUUUGGUACUUUGCCUGUCUCAUGUGCCUUGAUUUUAUGCCUUUAUUUGCCCUCCUGGGUGCCUGAUUGAUUCUUGUGUUUUGUCAGAUUUCCUUUCUUUGUUUUUGUCUUGUUGACAUUUAUUCUUCCUGCAUUUUGGAUAUUUUAUCUGCCAGCACUGUUAUUUUACUUUUACUUACAGUCAGAGUUCAGCCAUCAUUGUGAUUAUUACACUGUACUCAUGUACAGUGUAAUACAGUGUACUCAUACUCAAAGUAAAUGAUGUGACCAACAGUAACUGCUUUGACAUCAUCUCCCUCAAAUAUUGAAACAACUUUAAAUUUUAUUUGAAAAUGUCAGAAAUGUAUCAAAUAGCAAAAGCAAGGAAGAUUUGAGACGAGAUUUACACACACUGUGAUGUGCUGGUAUACAGAAAAAUGUUUAAUGAUGUGUUCACCAACAGCUAUAGAGAUAAGAGAAGUAUUUGUUGAAGUAUUGAGUUGUAGUACCAGCUACAACUCAACCACUGGUUGAUCUAGAGCUGGAGCCUAUCCCAGCUGUCAAACGGUGAGAGGAGUUAUGGACAAAUUGCCAGAAAUGUUGAGAGACAGAUCUGAGAAUAACCAUAUAACCCAGCACAUCAUUGAACUGUGGAUGGAAGCUUGGAGAGAACCCACACCAGCACUGGGAGAAGAUACAAUCUCCACACCGAAGACCAGGAAACUGAUGGAUUCACAUCCAGGACCGUCUUCCUGUGAGGCCGUGGUGCUAAUCAUCGUAUCAUCAUGCAGCCCGUGUUAAACAAUAUGACUGUAACUACCCUCUAUAGUGUUUUGUAAAACAUUUAAUAUGUUAAUGUGGUUCUAAUAAAUGACAACUGGAGCAUCAAA